AUGGACCUCCCACGCCAGAACCGGCACGAGCGAGACCGAGAUGCUUCGUCUCCCUCAGGCUCCCGCGAGACGGACCUUAGCAGUACCCGGUUCUGUUCAAAGGAGUUGAAGGAGGCUGUGUUCAUCAUCAAACUGCAGCAGAAAGAGUCCCGGAAGACCAGCGCAACUGAUGAUGUCAAUGUGGACAUGAAGCAGACGCCAAAACAGGCGGAAAGAGAGAAGAGGAUGAACUCAGCCUGUAUGAGCAGAGAGUUGCUGCGAUUCGUUCUUCUGUCUGAACCUCUGAUCCUGACCCUGUUCGUCCUGACCCGUCUGCCUGGAUUCCCUGCCUACCUGCCCGUCCGACCAAGUCUUCUGCCCCGGUCUGGAAAAGACGUCAUCACUGUCAGGGCUGAUGUUCAGGAUGUACAGUACAUCUCAUGUCCCAUCAGCCCACAGCAGCUACACUUCAUCACACCCCAAUCCCCCCUCCCUUCCCUCCCUGGUCCCAUGUUCCCGACAUGGGAGUCAUUUGUCUUCUCUGUGUCCACUGCGAUGAUGCCGGAUAAUGUCGGGGCCAGUGGAGCAGACAGGAGAGACCACUAUUUCAUUCAGUUCAGUGUGUCUCUCCCUGAAAAACACUCUGCUCCCUCCCCCAUGGUCUCUUUCCGCCGCAACCUCCGCAAUUUGUCCCCCACCCACUUCUCCACUGUCGUAGCCUCCGCUCUCCCUCCCCCCAGCACUUUUUCCUCCUUAGAGGUUAAUGAUGCCACUGAGUCUCUGUACUCUACACUUAGCUCCUGUCUGGAUAAUCUGUGCCCUCUAUCUACUAGACCCGCUCGAUCCUCCCAGUCCCACCCAUGGCUCAAUGAUAACCUCCGGUCGCUGCGUACCAACCUCAGAGCCACAGAUAGAAAAUGGCACAAAACAAAAAGCUCUUCUGACCUGAUCACAUUCCAGUCACUAUUGGUAUCCUUCUCAUCCAGUGUCACUGCUGCGAAGAAGGCUUACUAUAAUAACAAAAUUCAUUCUGCCACCGACACCAAGAAACUAUUCUCAACCUUUAAAACACUACUCAACCCUCCACCUCCACCGCCCACUACUAAUCUGACAGCAGACAAUUUUGCUUCAUUUUUCACAAAUAAAGUGUCUACUAUCAGCAGUCAGUUCACUGAUCCACCCAUAGACUGCACGCCUCCUUCUUCAACUGAUAAAAGCCCAACUGCGUCAUUCCCCUCAUUUACUCCCCUCACAGAGAACGAGGUGUCUAAACUCCUUUCCUCUAGCCGUCCUACAACAUGCCUGUUGGACCCUAUUCCAUCCAACCUCUUACAGUCUGUUGCCCCUACUAUCACAGCACCAAUCACACAUGUGAUUAAUGCUUCACUGACUUCAGGAACAUUUCCUACAGUAUUUAAACAAGCGCAGGUAACACCACUACUCAAAAAACCUUCCCUCACCCCCACUCAAGUGGAGAAUUAUCGACCAGUCUCACUCCUCCCAUACCUUUCUAAGAUCAUCGAAAGGGCUGUUUUCAAACAGGUCACAGAAUUUCUCUCCCAAAAUAACCUCCUUGACAUCAACCAAUCUGGCUUCAAAAUCGGCCACUCCACUGAAACGGCUCUGUUGUCUGUGACAGAAGCCUUGAAAGAGGCUAGAGCAGCAGCCAAGUCUUCAGUACUCAUUCUACUGGACUUAUCAGCAGCAUUUGACACUGUCAAUCAUGAUAUCCUGUUAUCCAUACUCUGGAACAUGGGCAUCACAGGCCACGCACACUCCUGGUUUCAAUCUUACCUUACUGGUCGGUCCUUCAGUGUGUCCUGGCUAGGGCACACAUCAGCAGUUCACCGCCUCACCACGGGGGUCCCCCCUGUGUUGGGCCCCCUCCUUUUUGCCAUAUACACCACCUCACUCGGUCAGAUCAUCCACUCACACGGCUUCUCAUAUCAUUGCUAUGCUGAUGAUACCCAGCUCUAUCUGUCAUUCCCACCUGAUGACUCCACAGUCUCAGUGCGGAUCUCAGAUUGUCUCUCUGACAUAUCUGCAUGGAUGAAAGCCCAUCACCUUCAGCUGAACCUGUCCAAAACUGAACUGCUGGUCUUCCCAGCUAAGCCAACCAUACAGCAGGACAUCUCCAUCACUAUUGACUCCAUACCUCUGGCUCCUACCAGUGUAGUACGUAACUUGGGAGUCAUGAUUGAUAAUCAGUUGACCUUCACGGAUCACGUUGCCUCUGUCACCCAAUCAUGCCGUUUCACUCUGUUCAACCUAAGAAAGAUCAGGCCAUACCUAACCAAACAGGCCACCCAGCUCCUGGUGCAGACUAUGGUUAUCUCCCGUCUUGACUACUGCAAUGCUCUUCUAACGGGCCUCCCAGCUUGUGUUGUCAAACCACUACAGAUGGUCCAGAAUGCAGCAGCGCGUCUGGUCUUCAAUCAGCCUAAAAGGGCACAUGUCACCCCCUUACUCAUUGAGUUACACUGGCUACCCAUAGCUGCCCGCAUCAAAUUCAAAUCUUUAAUCCUAGCCUACAAAAUUCUCCGUGGGUCUGCUCCUGUCUACUUAGGUGCACUAAUAAAAGCUUAUGUCGCCCCACGACCACUCCGCUCGUCUGGGGAACGUAGUCUGGUGGUCCCCAGACCUUGUACAAGACAAUCCAGGCUCUUUUCAUGGGUCGUUCCACGUUGGUGGAACGCUCUACCAAGUGCUACAAGAACAGAGUCAUCCCUGCCUAUCUUCAAGAAGCUCCUGAAGACCCAGCUCUUCCGAGAGCCUCUCAUCCUUCAAAACAGCCUCUACAUUCCUUCUACAUUCUUCACAAAUACUCCUGGCCAUUCUGACCACUCCUGGACCCCAAACACCAAGGCCCUGGUGAAGAAGGCUCAGCAGAGGCUUCAUUUCCUGCGCGUCCUCAGGAAAAACAACCUGGACCAGAACCUGCUGCUGGCCUUCUAUCACUCAUCAGUGGAAAGCGUACUUACGUACUGCUUGGGCGUGUGGUACGCAGGCUCCACAGCAGAAGACAAGAACACGGUGCAGAGGGUUAUUACAACUGCCCAAAAGAUCAUCGGCUGCCCUCUGCCCACCCUGGAACACCUGUCCACAUCCUGCUGUUUAAGGAAGAUUAAGGCCAUCACAGGAGACCCCACACACCCCGCAUACCCACUGUUUGACCUGUUGCCCUCUGGGAGACACUACAGGUCGAUCGAGUCCCGCACCAGCAGGCUGACAAACAGCCGCUUCCCAUGGACUACUCGCACCGCCAACACCAACAGACUCAUACACACACAGUCUGACACAACUAAAGCACCACACCUGCCAGCAAAGAAGGCUUUGCAGGCCCUGACGGCCAACCACUACUUAACCAUAGGUAACCAUUAG
Sphaeramia orbicularis (orbiculate cardinalfish) is the source of this 3360-nucleotide messenger RNA. RefSeq lists its product as uncharacterized. The record is from RefSeq and is a predicted model, not a curated record. Gene Ontology annotation, molecular function: methyltransferase activity; 2-oxoglutarate-dependent dioxygenase activity. The transcript has 10 exons. Bases 1 to 3360 code for a protein of 1119 amino acids. Lineage: Eukaryota; Metazoa; Chordata; Actinopteri; Kurtiformes; Apogonidae.